Messenger RNA from Actinia tenebrosa (Australian red waratah sea anemone), 1363 nucleotides. Its product is annotated as adenosine receptor A3-like. Gene Ontology annotation, cellular component: plasma membrane. Gene Ontology annotation, molecular function: G protein-coupled receptor activity. The record is from RefSeq and is a predicted model, not a curated record. Gene Ontology annotation, biological process: G protein-coupled receptor signaling pathway. NCBI's taxonomy places the organism in Eukaryota, Metazoa, Cnidaria, Anthozoa, Actiniaria, Actiniidae.
AUGUGGACUUCGUGGAUUUUUGUGGCAGAAACGGUUGUCAUAGUAACAGGAAAUGUUACCCUCUUGAUCGUAUUCACCCGUACACCAGCACUGCGCAAGCGCAAGCACUACCUACUGAUAAAUCUGGCGGUGGCUGAUUUUCUCGUAGGAGUAAUCUCAGUGCCAAUGUAUGGAACGAUGCCCUUAAUCAGCUACACAAGAACCGCAAAUAUAAUGUAUCAAGUCCAGGAUAUUUUAUUUGGAACAGCAUCCGUGUUUGGUUUGGCAGCAGUCGCCAUUGAGCGAGCUUAUGCCGUAUAUUUCCCAUUCAAACACCGUACACUUUGGAAGGGCGUGUACAUGAUCGGUAUGGCAGGGAUAUGGAUGAUGGCGUUACUCUUUGCCACCUCUGAAAUCUAUGCCGAUAAUUUCGUGAACGUGAUUAUAAUUGCAGUCAUAUUGAUUUCUCUUUUCACUGUGAUUUUCUCUUAUACAGUGAUAUGGAUUAGAAUGAAUUGUAUGUCACCAAUAUCGAGUAACGCAAUACCUAGACGUGAUAGGAAGUUGACGGUCACGCUUCUAAUAGUCACUGUGAUAAGUCUGUUAUUUCCAUUUCUUGUUUUAAAUGUAAUGUCUUUUUUCGACCCUCAAAGUUUAGGAAGUCUAGGAAACAUUGUCAUGGCAACCAAGUUUUGUCACUAUGGCAACUCUCUCAUCAAUCCUAUUGUUUACGCUCUGUGCAUGCCUGAUUUCAAGAGAGCUCUUCGCAUGCAGAUAGUUUGUUGUGAUUCUAUUCGAAAACAAGCAGCGUUUCUGCAUGAAAGCCGUGAGGGAAACAAAGUUAGUGAUGGCACCUACCAGGAACACAGACUUGAAAAUUACCAUGGAAACUACAAUGAAGACCACGAUAAGACCAGCAAACACCAUGGGGACAACAAUGCACACCGUGAUAAGACCAGCAAUCGCCAUGGGGACAACAAUGCACACUGGAUAAGACUGCCAGCAAUCACCAUGGAGACAACAAUGCAAACUGUGAUAAGACCAACAAUCGCCAUCGAGACAACAGUGAACACAGUGAAAAGACCAGCAAUUGCCAUGGAGACAACAGUGAACACAGUGAAAAGACCAGCAAUCACCAUGGAAACAACAAUGAACACUUGUGAGAAGACUGCCAGCAAUCACCAUGGAGUCAACACAAAUAUUUCGUCUACACGUAUGGAUGAAAUGAGAACACUGACAACACUGGCCGUUGACAAUGAAGGAUUUGUAAAUGAAACUAACCAAGAUAUUAAACUAUAACCCAUUUGCAAUCAGAGGUAUCGAAAAAUAGAGAAAACACUUUUAAGCUACAGUAAUUAUAAACUUGAUAAAACAUAGUAUAUUU